AUGAUGACCGGUGUCAACGGUGUAAAGGCGCCCAAGCCCGUCUUCCCUGCAGAGGCAGCUUCGAAGGAGUAUGCGGCCUCCCUUGAUGCUGCAGACCCUCUACGGGACCUGCGCGACCAGUUCAUCAUCCCGUCCAAGGCGAAUCUGGCAACGAAGAAGCUGGCCAAACCAGGAUUGUCGGAGGACUUGAGCAUUUAUUUCUGCGGCAACUCUCUCGGCCUGCAGCCCAAGGCUGCGGCCAGGUAUAUGGAAGCGCAGCUGGACACAUGGGCGUCCAUCGGCGUCCGUGGCCAUUUCAAUGCUCUUGAAGACUCUCCACUGAAGGAGUGGCAGCUCCUGUCCGAGCAGGCUGCGGCGUCCAUGGCUAAGAUCGUCGGUGCGGCGCCAGAGGAGGUUGCAGCCAUGGGCACGUUGACCAUGAACCUUCACUGUUUGCUUGCCAGCUUCUACAAGCCGACUGAGACGAAGCGCAAGAUUUUAAUGGACUGGAAGGCCUUCCCUAGUGAUCAUUACGCAAUCGAGUCGCACAUUGCCUGGCAUGGCCUCGACGCAAAGGAGAACAUGGUUCUUAUUGGCCCCGACGAGGGCGAGUAUGAGAUCUCGACGGAGAAGAUCUUGGGCUAUAUCGACAAGCAUGUCAGUGACGCAGCGCUCAUUCUCUUGCCUGGCAUCCAGUACUACACGGGUCAGCUAUUUGACAUGCCCCGAAUCACCAAGUAUGCCCAAGAACGCGGUUUGACUGUUGGCUGGGACCUGGCCCAUGCGUACGGCAAUGUCGAGUUGAAGAUGCAUGAGUGGAAUGUCGAUUUCGCCGCCUGGUGUACGUACAAGUACGGCAAUGCAGGACCCGGUGCGAUGGGUGGAAUAUAUGUGCACGAGAAGCAUGGGCAAGUAGACUACAGCGCUGGAGAGGAUGCUCCGAAGUUCCGGCAUCGCUUGACGGGGUGGUAUGGUGGCGAUCGGUCGGUGCGCUUUAAGAUGGACAACAAAUUCAAGCCAAUCCCCGGUGCUGGAGGCUUCCAAGUCUCCAACCCCUCAGUCAUCGACCUCACCACCCUCUGCGCUUCCCUGUCUGUCUUCGAUCAGACAUCGAUCCCCGCCCUGCGCCAGAAGUCUCUCAAGCUGACUGCGUAUCUGGAACAUCUGCUCCUCAAAGACACCACAGAUGAGACGCGCCAGUUCACCAUCAUCACUCCAUCAGAUCCCCAUGCGCGGGGUGCCCAGCUGAGUCUCCUCCUCAAACCUGGCCUCCUGCACACCGUGGCCCAGCGUCUUCAGGAUGCAGGAAUCAUCUGCGACAAGCGAGAGCCAGAUGUUGUCCGUGUUGCUCCUGUGCCUUUAUAUAACACUUUUAGUGAAGUGUGGAAGUUUGUGCAGGUGCUCAAGGGUGCGUUGGGAGAGGGAGCUGCUUCUGGCUUGGCUGAUGGCUUGGCGUCUACAUCUAUUACUUCUUGA
Molecule: messenger RNA, 1455 nt
Organism: Penicillium lagena
Lineage: Eukaryota; Fungi; Ascomycota; Eurotiomycetes; Eurotiales; Aspergillaceae
Product: kynureninase
Exons: 4
Coding region: 1-1455 (484 amino acids)
Biological process (GO): NAD+ biosynthetic process
Cellular component (GO): cytoplasm
Molecular function (GO): kynureninase activity; pyridoxal phosphate binding
Source: RefSeq, a predicted model, not a curated record